Molecule: messenger RNA, 2958 nt
Organism: Lampris incognitus (smalleye Pacific opah)
Lineage: Eukaryota; Metazoa; Chordata; Actinopteri; Lampriformes; Lampridae
Gene: psmd5
Product: proteasome 26S subunit, non-ATPase 5
Exons: 10
Coding region: 1-1515 (504 amino acids)
Biological process (GO): proteasome assembly
Cellular component (GO): cytosol
Source: RefSeq, a predicted model, not a curated record
AUGGCCUCCUCCAUUGAGAAGUUGCUGGAAGAAAUCUCCAGCAGCGAAGAUCCAGCUGAAGAACUGCGCAAUUUAAAAACAGCUGUUUUAUCAGUGCCAUUUAGUGCGCUGAGGGGCUCGGUGGGCGUCCAUGGACUUGGCGUGAUCUUCUCUCUUUUGAACACGAAUAAAAGGGAACAGAUUGAUCUAUGUGUGGACAUCCUGAAUCGUGUCCUGAUGGCCCUCAGCCCUGUUCACCUGGCUCAGAGCUACAGAGCAGAGCUACAGACGGGACUUGCCCAUCCUAACGAAGCUGUCAAGAUAUUAGCUUUAACACAGAUUGGUAGAAUGAUGGAGCACCUUGAGACUACCACUGAAAUCCUCAAAAACCACAGCAUUCUUCGGGAGGUCAUCCGUUGCAUCGGAGAAGAGAAGAUUGCUGUGGGAAAAGAGGCCACUCGCUCUCUGUACAAACUGGGCCAUUCCAAGCCUGGGUUAGACACACUGUUUCGAAGCAACCUGCAGAAAGACAUGAAGGAUCUGAUGGCUACAAGCGACAUUGUCAGAUACAGGAUAUAUGAGCUAAUUGUGGACAUCUCAUCUGUGUCUGCCGUUUCUCUCAGUUACUGUGCCAACAGCAGCUUCAUUUCUCAACUGCUAGCUGAACUGACAGGAGAGGAUGUACUCAUCAGGGCCACUGCCAUUGAGAUGGUGACCACUCUGGCCCACAGUCAGCAUGGCCGACAGUACCUGGCCCAGCAGGGCAUAAUGGAUAAGGUCUCCAACAUGAUCAUAGCAACAGACACUGACCCAUUUUCCUCCCUCUACCUUCCAGGUUUAAUCAGAUUCUUUGGGAAGCUGGCCAUCAUGGAAAGCCCACAGCAAGUUUGUGAGACCUACCCAGCCUUCCAGAAUAAGGUGUUUGAGAUGGCUCUGGACCCAGACCCUGCACUGACUGUGGUAGCCCUUGACACUUUAGGGCUUCUUGGAGCCACUGUGGAGGGAAAACAGGUCCUGCAGAAAACCGGAGAAAAGUUUAAGGCAGUACUGGUGAGAAUGAGCCAACUGGCCAAUUCUGGAGCCACAGAGAUGAGAGUGCGCAGCUUAGAUGCAAUCUCAAACCUGCUCACGCUCCAAACAGAGCAGCAAACAGAGGCCCUUUUGGCCUUGACUGAGUCAUGGUUCCACAUCGUGUCUGUCCAGCCCAUGGACAUGAUCCGAAACAUCAGCACACAGCCUUUCCCUGAGCUACACUGUGGGGCUCUGGGCAUAUUUACUGCCAUUGCUCCACAGCCAUGGGGACAGAAGUUGAUGAUCAGCACCCCAGGCUUAAUGGAGUUCAUUGUGGACCGCUCAACAAGCAAAAGCAAGGAAGCCAAGGAUGCCAAAUUUGAACUAGUGGGGGCACUUGUGACUUCAUCAACAGCAGCAGACAUCAUGGGAAGUCAGAAUUACCUGAGUCUGAAGACUUAUAUCAGAGAAGGACCAUACUAUGUUUCAGCUGUGGCUUCAGUCAGCACAGAAGGCGCCGACUGAUUCAAGGGAAAUUUAAAUUAAUAAUUUGUGGCUCUUCCAUUAAUGCUUAAGUAAUGGAAAAUUGGACCCUACCUGUCUGAGCAUGCAGCACAACUCCUGGUACAGGCUCUUGAAUACUGCAGCUCCUUACUGGCAGGUCUCCCUGCACGGACUUUCAAACCUCUUCAAAUGAUCAAGAAUGCGGUGGCGUAUCUGGUCUUCAAUCAACCCAAAACAGCACAUGUCACUCCGCUGUUCAUAUCCCUCAACUGACUCCCGCUAGCUGACCCCAUCAAAUUCGAAACCUUGAUGCUCGCUUACAAAACAGCAACUAAAACGGCUCCCGCCUACCUAAACUCCCUCAUUCAGGUCUACACUCAGUCCUGCUCACUAUGCUCUGCCAAUGAAAGGCGCCUGCCACUUCCGCCACAACGGGGUCCUAAGUCACCAGCCAGACUCUUCUCUUCUGUAGUUCCCCAGUGGUGGAACAAGUUACCAAACUCCAUUCAGUCUACUGUGUCCCUCUCCAUCUUUAAGAAGAAGCUAAAGACCCAGCUCUUUGACGAACACCUCCACACCUGAUGGUAUUGAUAAUAAAAACAAAAACGUUUCUAUGCACCCUAUGCAUUGCCUUUGUGCUGCCCGUUGACACCUACGUAUGUCCUAUUGGAAUUGAACCUAGUUUUUUGGCAUUUAUUUGCAUUGUUGCCUCCUGACCAGAUCCUUGCUUGUGUUGUAUUAACUCAGAUGUAUGUCGCUUUGGAUAGAAGCAUCUGCUAAAUAAAAUUGUGACAUUGUAAUGGCUUCCCAUAUCUAAGAAGUGAAUAAAUAUUGGUUUAGCUUCAAUUUGUAACAUUUCAAACAUUAAAAUUUUUUAUUCUACCAGUCUAGACCAUGCAGUCAGGUUAUGUAAUUGGUAUAUUUAUCAUGGUUAUACACACUCUCCGGUCUCAGUAUACCGCUGUUGAAUUUUUUUGACUGGGUAGGACGAACACUGGUGCAAACACAUGUUGGAAACAACUCCAGUAGGAAAACAGUUGAAACUUGACUCCAGUGUGGCGAGAUUAAUAUAACUAGAACAAUGUGGCAAUGUAGUUUGAUGAAGUUUAGACCAUCUGCAUUCGCGCUGGUCCAAGGGUCACAUUUUAACAAGGGUGGAGACUAUUUACUGGUGAGCUGACGGCACUCAAGCCUCAAUGGCUGCUACGCCUUUUUUGUAGUCAAGAAUAAAAGUUGCAGCAUUUCUGUUUCUCUUCUACCUACAGCCAACUAUUGAAUGCUGCCCAUGCUGUUUUACUGUAAUAUUGAUUUAUUGUCCAGACCAAAUCUGCAAAAGAAAUGUUAAUACACAGGUUCCACAAACUAUUUAAUUUGAAUGCUGACUUUAAUGCACUCAACUAGUUUUUUUUAUAUCAACAAGAAAUCUUGUAUGUGUUUUCAUUUGUAGAUGCAACGGGGUUAUCA